Molecule: messenger RNA, 1683 nt
Organism: Anopheles coluzzii
Lineage: Eukaryota; Metazoa; Arthropoda; Insecta; Diptera; Culicidae
Product: pickpocket protein 28-like
Exons: 5
Coding region: 63-1667 (534 amino acids)
Biological process (GO): sodium ion transmembrane transport
Cellular component (GO): membrane
Molecular function (GO): ligand-gated sodium channel activity
Source: RefSeq, a predicted model, not a curated record
AUGCUUUGGCUGCUGGUGUGUAUGGUUUCUAUUGGCUUUACCAUGAUUAUGGGUAUGAUCGCAUGGAUGCGUUUCCGGACUACGCCCACGAUCACCACGAUCGAAACGAUGACGUACCCGAUCUGGAACAUACCCUUUCCGGCGGUGACGGUGUGCAACAUCAACAAGAUAGACAGCCGGAAGGCGAGGAUUAUUAUCGAUCGACUGUGAGAAUUGGGUUCUCUUCCGGUGUGUUGUUACUCUGUACCACAAUCGCGCUCUUUCGUUGCAGAGUAAAGGAGUACGGGAUGAGUGAAGCCAACGCCACCGGUCUGCUGAUAGCUCAGGCUAGUCUCGUUAACUUUGAAGCCGUCAACACCAGCUACCUCGAGCUGGAAUCCGUCCUGGGACGCAUGGGCUGGAACCCGGACAAGCUGCUGCUAGAGCUUACGCAACCGUGCGAGGAUCUGAUCAAGGUUUGCUACUGGCUCGGGUCGGAGAUACCCUGCUCGAAGAUCAUACGCCGCACACGGACCGACAACGGUUUCUGCUGCUCGUACAACGUGGACACGACGAUGCAACCGUUGGUGCUGCAGCAAAAUCAAAGCGACCCGCGGACACCCUACCGUCCGAGGCGACUGUCCGGCGCUGGGCGACAUGUGGGGCUUUCGAUCCUCAUUGACGUCCAGCCCGACACGUACAUGGCACCGACCAAGUCGUACUAUGGGGCGGAGGUGUACAUACACGAUUCGAGCGACUUUCCGUCGGACGCCGACUUUGAGCAUGUGGCACAGCCGGGGUGGGAUGUGGUAAUGUCCGUGAUUCCACUACCGAUCGAGAGCAGCAGCACGAUGAACCAGGUGCCGGAAAGCAUGCGAAAAUGUUUCCUUCCGGAAGAGAGUGGCACAAACGGCAGUGAUAGCUUCAAUCUGAACGUCUGCAUGGCGGAAUGUCGUCUGCGGACGAUACUGAAGCUAUGCCACUGUGUUCCGUUCUACUAUGCCGACCUCAGCAUGGUGGAGGGAAGAGAUGUCGAGAUGUGUGCCCUGAAACAUGUGGCUUGUUUGCACUAUUUUAGAAGAUACUUUUACAGCUUGCGCACGGACGACACCUUGGACCCGGAAUUGGAUGACGUAGAGUUUGGAAUGGAUUGUGAUUGCAAACCACCUUGCUCCGUGUUGAACUAUAACGUGCAAACGAUUGUGAGUCAACGGACGACGAAAAGCUUCAUGUCGGCCAACUUCGGCGGAAGAAACGUCUCCAUGUACGCCACCCUCAACGUGCACUUUAAGGACAUCUACUGCGUGAAGUACAAGCGCGACGCGUACAUGACCUGGGACUCGCUGGUCGCGACCUUCGGCGGCAUCUUUGGACUCUGUAUGGGCGGUUCCGUGCUCAGCAUCGUCGAGCUGGUGUACUACUUCACCAUCAAACCGUUCACCGUGCAACGGGAGGCGAAGAGAGCGAAGCGCAAAGGAGGAAAUACGCUCGUCCAUCGUAAGGUUACCGUACUUCCGUACGCCGCACGGUGGGACGGGAUGGCUCACCUUCCUGUGGGAUAUUUUUCCCGCCGCAAUGUGCUGGCACGGGAACGAAGCGCCGGCAAGAAGCUGCCGGUGUGUGUGCCCCAGCAACCGGACAUCAUUGCUCGGGAGCCCGAAACGAACAGGAUUUCCUUCAUUUAUUAACGUUGGAGGUACUUUA